Penaeus chinensis is the source of this 2231-nucleotide messenger RNA. RefSeq lists its product as uncharacterized. Bases 728 to 1948 code for a protein of 406 amino acids. The record is from RefSeq and is a predicted model, not a curated record. Lineage: Eukaryota; Metazoa; Arthropoda; Malacostraca; Decapoda; Penaeidae. The transcript is spliced from 4 exons.
UGAUGAGCGAGAAUUCGAGCAACGGCGGAGGGGCGGCUCCGUCCAGCGCCCAAACCCCGCCCGCGCGCCCACCGCCGCCUCUCUGCCCGCUCCUCCAGGACGGCGAGGAUUACGACGCGUGGGUGCUCGCGGGCGGCCGCCUCUUCCGCGCCCAUGGCUCCGUCCUGGCCUCGCACAGCGCCUACCUGCGGGCGGCCGUGGGCGGGGAGCGCGAGGCGAGGCUGCUCCUGCCGCACGUGCCGCCCGCGGGCUUUGCUGCCAUCCUGGCCUACAUGUACACGGGCCGCCUGCCCCUUACGCCCGCCACGCUCUAUGAGGCAAGCCACGCCAGCUGUUGCAGCGCGAUCGCAGGACGCUCUUGCAAGCACGACUGUUGGUCCCUUCAUACUACUCACUUUCCUUUCUCAGUUCAGCUGACUCGUAAAAUAAAUUGAUAAAUCAUUCUAUAGUUCCUGUGACCGAGUUCUUUCCUCGGCAUUUUUUUCUUCCCCAUAAAUCUUGUCGAGCUUUCAAACAUCUGAUCUCCCUUCUUUAAGAUGUGAGUAAAUCAAUGAUAAGCGGUUCUUGGGUUCUUGGGAACGAGAAAAUUUGUUUGAGUGGACAGCAUUCAUAAACGUUUCAUUCCUACACCAAGACAGGUGUUCAGCUGCAACGUGCCGAGACCGCGUUAACAAGUGUCUUUUCCCGCUUCCCUAAACAGGUGCUGGUGGCGGGGCACCUGUUACAAAUGCCGGGGGUGGUAUCCCUGUGCCAGGCUCUCCUCACAGGCACCAGUGCUAGCCCCAGCGCCGCUGCCAUGCUUGGGGGGAUCCCAGACGUGCCCCCCGCCCUCAGCGUGUGGAGGGGGCUGGCCAGGUUCGUGCCCCCGCAGCAUGUCGCCUCCACUUCGUCUACUUCGUCCUCGACCACCAUCGUCAGACCCACGCCCACCAGACCUCGCCCCCAUCAUCCCAUCAAACACGCUCAUGUAGUCCCUCCAGAGCUGAGUCGCGAGGGGGAAGUCGUGGACGGCCUCGGGGGUGUCCUGGAUGACACCUGCGGGAGUCAGCACCAGGACGGAGUUGGUUCAAUGAGCGUCAACGACAAAUACAUACGACACAGUGCUGCCGUUGGCGAAGGACUCAGAAGUCAGUCGGGGACAGUUAUAAUAGACAUCGCUGCCUGUGACGGGCCCGUUUUCUUUGAGCGUGUCAUCAACAGGGCGUACAAGGCUAAUCCCUUACUGGGUCAUGAUGACUCAGAGACAGAGACCGAAAUUAAUGUGGAAGAGCUGGACUCCGAGCCAGGCUCUGAGACCGCUGGAGGGGAGCACCACAAGACAGGCAGAGAUAUUGCCGGCGACGCCAGCAACUCCUCGGAGAAUUCCAGCCUUACCAAUGCCCUUCAAUUAGAGGCUGCAAGUGGGAUCCUCAAGAGCAACAGGGUCCCAUCACCCCCUGUCCCUAACAACCAAACAAGCCGUACAUACCACUGUGUCUACUGCAACCACACCUUCAAGAGCCACUACUGUUAUCAGAAACACAUGCGCCGCCACAUCAACCCCAUCACAGUCGAGGUGGACAAGCUGCGUGGGAGCAGCCUUCCCUCCCCGGGCAAGUCUGACGCCGUGCAGGAAGCCAGCAGCCGCACCACGAGCGUGAAAGAAGGACGACCGGCAGGCAGGAGGGCCGGAAGCAUGUCCCCUUACAGUAGCAACGGCACAGUUUCUCCUGCGCCUUCAGAGGGGCUCAAGAUCCUAGACCUCAAUGUACAAUACUUCCCCUGCAAGACCUGUGGAUCCAAGUUCCCCAGCUACUACUUCGUGCACAAGCACCGACGGAUGUGUCACCAGGAAGAGGAGACCUCGUCCCUGGGGGAGAAGGGCAGAGCCAAGACCCCCUCAAAGCCAGCACGCACCCCCACCCCCACCACGACCCGUGCUGCCACACCCAAGUCCUCCACCAGCUAAUGGAACUUCAUGGCCCCAGUGUCAGCAGCACCACACCUACGUCUUCUGCAUCAGAGGAUUCUUAAGAGUAUAGACUACCAGUGGCCUCUGCGUCCUUCACAACACUGGAAUUGGCUCAUUGCAGGCUGUUGGUUGACUCUCUAUCUAUCACAUUUUAUACCCUGGUCUUUCUGUUAAUCAAAUAUAGAUCCCUCAAGACUUCUAAUAUAAAGUGUUAUCAAACUAAAUAUUAAUAAACUAGAACAGACAUUCUGCCUCAUCAUUUCCGUAUCCCAAAAAAGCA